Molecule: messenger RNA, 1761 nt
Organism: Aureobasidium pullulans EXF-150
Lineage: Eukaryota; Fungi; Ascomycota; Dothideomycetes; Dothideales; Saccotheciaceae
Exons: 4
Coding region: 1-1761 (586 amino acids)
Source: RefSeq, a predicted model, not a curated record
AUGGUCUCCAAGUACGCAGCCUUGAUGGCUCUGAUCGGCUCUGUUGCCGCUCAGGGUUACUCAAACAGCAGUUCGAUUGCUUCGACUACCUCUUCUGCCUCUGGUGCAGCCUACACCAACGGUGCUGAACCCACCGUGGGAGGCACAACUUUCCUCAUCCAGACCGACACCACUUACAGUGAUGCCACUGUCCUGACUCUUUCGAGAAAGAGACAGGCAAGCUCUGGAAUUGCCUCUUGCUUGGCUACUUGCUCUGACAGCGAUCGUUGUGUCGGCACCUCGUACUCGGACGACACUAUGCAAUGCACAUACUACAGCAGCAUUGACUCAACCUCGAGCACUCCCUCCCCCGGUACCGACUUCGCUCUUGUCCAGGACCGUGCUACCUCUUCCACCACCUCGGAUGUUUUCAACGGCACUACCCCUGUUACUUCUGGAUCUCCUUCCACCAGAACUUCCGGUGUUUCGGUCUCUGGCGCCAACAACUCCACUACUCGUGCCACUGGUAGCUCCACUCGCUCUGCUGGAGUUUCUGGAGUCAGCAACUCCACCACUCGUGCCACUGGCAGUGCCUCGCGUACUUCCAGCACUGUCUCUCGCACUUCCGGCUCUGUCCCCACCAGCGUCCCCUCCUCGCUCCUUACCAUCAACGGUGUCCUCUUCCUCAUUGAGAUUGACAUCAACUACCGUGGUAUUACCAUCGACUUCGCCAUUCUGUCCAAGCGUGCUGGCGAGACCCUCGACCAGUGCUUGACCACCUGCGCUGCCAACGCUGCCUGUGCUGGUACCGGUUUCGAGGAUGGCACCUGCACUUUCUACAGCUCUAUUGAGGAUGGAAGCCGCGUCGUCGAUACCGGAAACACUUUCGCCACUGUCAUUUCCCGAGCUGGAGCCAUUGGAUCUGGCAACAAUGGAACUGCCCCUGGCGUUAACGGAACCACUCCUGCUCCCGCCAGCAACGUCACCGCCGAGUCUCUUAUCUGUCCUCAAUUCAAUGGGCAAGUUAUCGUUUCAUCUGUUGAUGUUACCUUCUCUGUCAGCUGUAGCCAGUUCUUGAUCGGUGUUACAUUUGAUGCCGCUGGAGCCAUUUUGAGCAAGCGUCAGGCCAUGAACCUCCCUCAGACCAUUUCCAACUGCGUCGACAUCUGCUCCUUGUCUGAGGAGUGUGUCGGUACCACAUUCAACGUUGCCAGAGGAGAAUGCAGCUACUACAGCUCUGUUGACUACAGCGUUGCUCUUGACGGCUUCGAUUCAGCCACCCGUGUUCAGGAUAACUCUGAUGGCAACGGUGAGGGCUCUGGCGCUGUCACCACCACUACCGUCGUCGCCCCCGGUGUCACUUCCACCGUCGUCGUUGGUGCCGCUACCACUGCCACCGUCUACACCACCUCGGUCAUCACUGUUACUGUCUACGCUGGAUCCGACUCAACUGCUUUCCCCUCGGGAGCUGUCGUCACAACUGUGUAUCCCGUCGGAACAACAUCCUAUGUCAAUGCUGUGCCUACCGUCACCCUUCCUCAGCAGCAAAACAACGCCGUCCCCACCGUGACAGUCACAGUCGGAUCUGGAGCUGCUGUCGAGACCUCUGUUGUCACUGUCACUGUCGAUUCAAACGGCAAUGUUCUUGGUUCUUCCACUGCCGGUGCCGUCGCUGGUGGCGCCGCCGGAGCUGCCGGAGCUGCCUACCCAACAGUUACGGUUUUCGCCGCAUGCACUACCCCUGCUGCUCAAGAUACCGUGUGGACAACCGUAUAUGUUUGA